Molecule: messenger RNA, 2074 nt
Organism: Chanos chanos (milkfish)
Lineage: Eukaryota; Metazoa; Chordata; Actinopteri; Gonorynchiformes; Chanidae
Gene: faah
Product: fatty acid amide hydrolase
Exons: 15
Coding region: 98-1864 (588 amino acids)
Biological process (GO): fatty acid catabolic process
Molecular function (GO): amidase activity; fatty acid amide hydrolase activity
Source: RefSeq, a predicted model, not a curated record
UUCUGUAUCUAGGAGUCUUAUUUUCUCGUCUUCCAACAAAGCGGUCUUCCUAACAUAUUCAUCUGAGGUAAAUUCGCGAGAAACUGACUGAAGAGCAAUGGAGAGGACAAAUUUGAAACAGUUUAUUUUAGACGCAAAUCCAAACUGGACAUCACUGGUGACGGCAGCAAUAUGCGGUGCAAGUGCAGUAGUUCUCUCGCUGAAAUGGAUUGGCCAUCAACGGAUUCAAAAGAAAAUGUUAAAAGCAAGAGACAAACGAGAUGCAGCACUUCACCAAGCGGAGCAAGCAGUUCUUCAGUUUAAAAAAUUGAAUCCAGGGUUGGAGACCACACCCAUCACCACUCUCUCGCUGAACGAGUUGACCAAAAGGUUGAGUGACGGAUCUCUGAGGCCGGAUUCUGUGUUGUAUGCUUAUUUGGAGAAGACUUUGGAAGUGAACAAGAAACUAAAUUGUUGUACAGAAAUUCUGAUGGAAUGCCAAGAGCAGUUGGCAGACACAGAAGCACACAGAGACAAACUGUUGUACGGAGUGCCUGUUAGCAUUAAAGAAAACCUGGACUACAAGGGUCAUGAUUCGUCCUGUGGGGUGCUGUGUAAGUUGGAGGAGCCGGCACUGAUGGAUAGUGUGGUAGUUACAGUACUGAAGAGACAGGGUGCCAUCCCUUUUGUCAAAACCAACGUACCACAAGGACUUCUCAAUUAUGAUUGCAGCAACCCCAUAUUUGGGCAGACUCUAAAUCCACAUAACCCGAAGAAGACGUCUGGGGGUUCGUCCGGGGGAGAGGGAGCUCUGAUUGGUGGAGGGGGUUCCAUCCUCGGCCUGGGGACAGACAUUGGUGGCAGCAUUCGUAUUCCUUCCUCAUUCUGUGGAAUAUGUGGAUUCAAACCAACAUCUGGUAGGAUCAGUUUACGUGGUGCCAGAUCUUGCGCCCCGGGACAGAAGUCAGUCUGUUCGUCUCUGGGGCCCAUGGCGAGAGAUGUGGACAGCCUGGCUCUUUGCAUGAGGGCGCUUCUCUGUGAAGACAUGUUUUCGCUGGAUCCCACGGUGCCCCCAGUACCAUUUAACCAGCAGGUGUACCAGAGUUCGGAGCGCCUGAGAAUUGGUUACUAUGAGAACGAUGGUUACCUUCAGCCCUCACCUAGCAUGGCCCGGGCCCUGCGGGAGACCAAGGCCCUCUUGGAGAGGGCGGGGCACACGCUGGUACCAUUCAAACCUCCUCAGCUGUUUACGGUCAUGCAUGAGCUCGUAGUGAAGGGUUUGCUCGCUGAUGGAGCCUCUACACUUCUCAGCCACCUUAAAGGAGGUCCCGUUGACCCCUGUCUGCGACCACAGACUGUUCCAUACAGUCUACCCACAUUCAUCAAGAAGAUUCUCAAUGUUCUUCUCAAGCCUGUGUUUCCACGUAUGGCUGCCUCGAUGAAAGCGCUGUGCGGAGUGGGUUCUGUUUCAGAACUGUGGAGACAGACUAAAGAUACAGAGGAGUAUAUUCAUAAUUUGAUUGCUGAAUGGAGGAAGUUGGAGCUAGAUGUUCUGCUCUGUCCUAUGCUGGGACCAGCCUACAAUUUUUCCUACUGUGGGAAACUCACCAGUGCGCUCAGCUACACGAUUUUUUACAACCUGCUUAACUUCCCUGCUGGAGUUGUGCCUGUAUCCGUGGUAACAGAGGAAGAUGAGGCUGAACUGACUCAGUACAGGGGCAACUUUGGAGACGUUUGGGACAAACUCUUUCCUCAGGCUGUGCGGGACAGUGUAGGUAUGCCAGUGGCUGUCCAGUGUGUGUCGCUACCCUGGCAGGAUGAGUUGUGUCUACGUUUAAUGAGAGAGGUGGAACAGCUAACCAGGGACCAGCGAAACACGCAAUAAUACAAUGAAUACUAAAUUAACCUUUGACCUUAUAUCUAACCCACACUCAUAAGAUGAUUGUAUCAUUUACACAAAUCAUUGUCACCUAAAUGUUUAGGUUAAAAGAAAUAUUUCUAUUCUAGUUAAAUGAUUAAUAAUUGAAUGAAGUUUGUUUCCUGUUAAAUACAGCUGAUAUCCCGACUGUAAAAUACAGUGAUUCGAGUCCUUUAA